AUGGCCCGGCUGAGGGGACUUGGGGAGCUGAAUGGACGGGGGAGCGGAGGAGCGGGGCGGCGGUUGAGCGCGGCGUUGGUGCCACCUACCGGCACGGACGCGUCGCAGCAGCCCGGCCCCGUCAGUGCCGACACCUUCCCCGCCAGGCUGCGGCGGCUGGUCAACAGCCCGCGCUGCCGCUCCGUUCGCUGGGGCGCCUCCGGCCGGGGGCUGGUCAUCAACCAGCCGCGCUGUGAGUGCGAGCUGCUGGGCGCCGGGCCGGCCGUCGCCGCGCAGCCGGGUGGCCGUGGGGCAGCGGCAGCCGCCGGUUUCUUCAAGACCACGAACUUCAGCAGCUUCAUGCGACAGCUCGGUCUCUAUGGCUUCCGCAAGGUGGGGGUGUUGCCGGGGAGCAGUGUGCUGGGGCCGGGCCCAGAGGGUGGACAAGGCAACGGUGGCAACGGCACCGGGCCCCUGCAUCGCUUCCGCAGCCCCCACUUUCGCCGCGACCGCCCCGACCUCCUCGUCCACCUGAAGCGCCUGACGAAAGGCAACAAGGCGAAGAUGGCAGCGGGCCUGGAUGUGACCAGCCGCCCACCCAACCGCUUCCAGCGCUUGCUUGGCACGCCACUGAACGGGCAGCCGCUGCCUCCGCCCUCGACGCUCAGCAGGCCUGGACUGCUGACUGGAGGACAGUUUCAUCAACUUUACGGUCAAGGUGUUUUCUCUCCUUACUCCUACAUGGCAACCUCGUGCCAAGCCCCCAGCACUUCACCGGCACAAAGAUUAGGUCCGACUCCAGUCCCUUCCACUUGGAUCCAGCAGGGACCACUUGGGUUGCUGCCAGGGCAAGGGGCUUCCCCAGCUUUUCCAGAUAAAGGGGCUGCCUUUCCGGUACUCCAGACGCUUCCAACGGGAGCCACGUACACACUCCAGCCUGCGGCUUCUCUUCCGCCACUUCAGCAAGGGACUCAAAGCGUUGCCGCAUCCAUUGCAAAUUGCAGCAGCUCUGCAUCUUCAGUGCCGUACUCACAAGCCUGCUAUCCAACAGCCACACCACAGAGCUGUUCAGCAGCAGCCCACACAGAUCCUCUGGCUGGCUGUGCUGGUCCUGCUGCUUCAGCGUGCACCCACGACAGCUUUGUCCAGAAUCCUCCAAUGCAGUCAUCUUACGAAGCUGAACUGAUGCCAUCUGACUGGCUAUGUAAUAUAUCUGAAGAAAACAAUAAGGCAGAAGUCGGUCUUGAAGCCAUGUUUCAGGUUGCCGCUGAGGUGCAUUCAUCAUGCAAAGCUGAAAAGGUGGGAGUGGCACCUGUAGAGAGCCAGAAUUCAAUCCUGGAGUUUAAUGGAAAUCAGGCACCGCCUGUUAAUAGUUACGCACCACCUUCAACUGAGGAAAGCCAGCUGGAACGUCUCACUCCUGUAACUUCAGACACGUCGUUUCUGGUGGCAGCAGAUGGAGCACUGGAUUUGUCUCCAUUGCAGCCUUCUGACAUUCUUUGUGCUGCCGAUACCACUCUGUCUAUAGAAGCUGCUGCUGCUGCUAAAAUACUACAAGAACUUCUGACCACACAGGAAGCAGGUGAAAAACGGAGCAAAGAACCACAUCACCGCGCAGCUGAGCUCUCCCUCAUGUUUUUUCAGGAAGAAUUGUUCAGUCCAGAGCAGGAGAAUAGUAGUGUUAAAAGUGAAUCCAGGACAUCGGAGACAGAAGAGAGACAAUUCACUUCAGGAGCUGAGCCUGUGAACGAAUCUGUAGAACAGACAGAUUCAUCUGUAAAAUCUUUCUCCCGGAAAAGACGCAGUUCAGACACAGGCAACUCUCUCGAUCUCCGUCUGCUGGUGGACGCCCCUUGGAAGCGGGGGUGCUUUCUGGCGGUGACAGAUGUGCAGCAGCUGCCAGCUGGCUUCCCUUGUCAGACGUGUAGCGAUGUUGCAAGAAAUGGAGCUUUGGCACGGCAACGGGUGUCGCAUCGGUGUUCUCUCCGUGUUCUCGAUGACCAGGGGUGAGCGUGUCACAGCUGGAAGAAACAGCUGCUUCCUGUUCCAGCGGUUCUCGCUGACACGUGUAUCACCCAGCGGCCGCUGCCCGGCGGAGCAGUUCCCAGGCCGGCGGCCGCUCUUCCUUUGUGCCAUGUCCCCGUUCCUGCGG
Falco peregrinus (peregrine falcon) is the source of this 2131-nucleotide messenger RNA. RefSeq names its product heat shock factor protein 5. The record is from RefSeq and is a predicted model, not a curated record. The transcript has 7 exons. Gene Ontology annotation, molecular function: DNA-binding transcription factor activity; sequence-specific DNA binding. The coding region runs from base 1 to 1989 and encodes 662 amino acids. Lineage: Eukaryota; Metazoa; Chordata; Aves; Falconiformes; Falconidae. Gene Ontology annotation, biological process: regulation of DNA-templated transcription.